UUCGGACCGCUUCAGCGUGACAAACAAAAAUAAACAUUUCUGAAAUAUAGGUUUAAAAAAACAUGUAGACCUUGCAAAACGCAGGUUAUAUUAAAAUUCAAGCUAAAUAUUUAAAGUUACAGUUGCGGCGUCCAUACGCUAGGCAUUCAGAGUGAAGUCGCUUUUUAUUUUCACGCAGACAGCGGUUUGUUUUGGUUUCAUUUCUUCUGAAUAUCACUGUGUUUAAAGAUGGCAGGACUGGAGCUGCUCUUCAACUGCGUAGCAAACUCAAUAACCUCUUCCCAAGAUGCUCUGAUUUGUUUUGUACACUGGGAAGUAGUGAAAAGUGGCUAUAAAUGUCUGGGCAUUGGAGAUGAGCCUAAAGAUGGAGAGAAGAAGUCAGAACUGCUUCCAGCCGGCUGGAGUGAAAGCAAGGAGCUGUACGCACUCAGAUACAGAUCAAAUGAUGACAAGUCAAACCUGCUGCUCAAAGCCUUCACAGUGGAUUCAACCCUGAUCUUCAAUCUAAUGGACUCCACGACAGAAAAAGUAACCGAUCUCACAGUUAACAUCAGUGAGUAUGUUGAUGAAGCCAAUCUGCAGACUUUUGAAAGCGUGUUUAAGAACACAGACGAGCUGAUCACGAAGCUAAAGUCCUCACUGCUGCCCCCUAAAAAAGAAGAGGGUCAAGGAAAAACAGAGAAGAAGACAAAAAGCGAAAGAGUCUCAAACUUAAGGGACCCUCACAGUGAUCCUCUCCUGAUCCCAACCAGAGGCCCUCCAAGCAGACACCCACACAACUGGCCUGAUCCGAUGGCUCCAUUUGCCGCAGGCGGUGCCGAUCUGGACCCUUUCGGGGGAAGAGGAGCAGGAGGGAUGAUUGUGGAUCCAUUACGUGCCGGGUUUCCACGCUCAGGGUUUGACCCCUCCUCUGGUAUUCCUGGAGUCCUUCCUCCCGGCGCUGUGCCCCCUGGUGCACGCUUUGACCCAUUCGGGCCGGUUGGGCGACACAGACCUGGGCCAGACCCUGAUCACAUGCCUCCACCAGGAUAUGAUGACAUGUUCAUGUAGACGCACUAACAUCCCAUAGUUCUCGCUGUUCUGCAGUGAUAUGCACCUUGUGUUUGAAUAAACUAUGUUGUGGUCAAACAGAAUUACUCUUAAUAAUUCUGUUAAAUAAUUAUUAUUAAAAAUAUAACGCAGUUGGUUUUCAUUUUGAAAUUGCCACAAAAAAUUAUAAUAAUAAUCACUGAUAAUUCAAGAUUUUCAGAUUUUCUUUGUUUGCCCUUUUUUGACUCCUGCACUGGUCAGUUAAACUGCUUUUAUUCUGUCAUAUUUCUCCAAUGUGAUUAAUAUUUUUGUGAUAUUAAAGAUACUGUUAAAAUAGCUUAUACCUUCUAAAACUGUCAAGAUUUGAGUCAUACUGGUUUGCUAUUAAUUUUCUAGAUAAUAAAACAUUUGAAAACAACCAAU
Carassius auratus (goldfish) is the source of this 1452-nucleotide messenger RNA. RefSeq names its product proteasome inhibitor PI31 subunit-like. The record is from RefSeq and is a predicted model, not a curated record. Gene Ontology annotation, biological process: proteasome-mediated ubiquitin-dependent protein catabolic process. The coding region runs from base 229 to 1050 and encodes 273 amino acids. The transcript has 7 exons. Lineage: Eukaryota; Metazoa; Chordata; Actinopteri; Cypriniformes; Cyprinidae. Gene Ontology annotation, molecular function: endopeptidase inhibitor activity; proteasome binding.